GAAAGUUGUCAGAGGGGAAGCGUCAAGAUGGUGAAAUUUGGGCUCCAGUUCAAAGCCACUUUGGAAAAUGUCACCAACGUGAGACCGGUGGGCGACGACUUCCGCUGGUUUCUGAAGCUGAAGUGUGGAAACUGUGGAGAGAUCCCAGAUAAGUGGCAGUAUGUAACCCUUGCGGAUAGUGUACCACUUAAAGGAGGAAGAGGCAGUGCCAGCAUGGUGCUGAAAUGUAAACUUUGUGCCAGGGAAAAUUCAAUAGACAUCCUGGGAGACACCAUUAAACCUUAUAAUGCUGAGGACAGUGAAAGCUUUAAGACAAUGGUGCAGUUCGAGUGUCGAGGUCUGGAGCCCGUCGACUUCCAACCACAAGCUGGCUUCGCUGCACAGGGAGCCGAGUCUGGGACACAAUUUCCUGAAAUCAACCUACAAGAGAAAGACUGGACAGACUAUGAUGAAAAAGUCAAUGAAUCGGUGGGAAUUUAUGAGGUCACUCAUCAGUUCAUCAAGUGCUGAUGUCCUCGUGAUAGCCUCAAACACAGGCAAUGAACACUAUAAACCAGUCACUGUGGGGCCUCUGCCCAGGCUUCAGUGAUGCUUCAGAAGCAGAGGUGGUGGGUUUGGUUGAUGAACCAUAACAGGAGAGGAUUUACACCCAUUUUUGUCCGGUCUCCUGUGGGAUUAAUCAACAUGAUCAAGUCUUUUUCCCCACUGCCUCAAUAAAUUUGAACAUUGAAAAUUUG
This is a messenger RNA of Cheilinus undulatus (humphead wrasse), 737 nucleotides long. RefSeq names its product CXXC motif containing zinc binding protein (gene czib). The record is from RefSeq and is a predicted model, not a curated record. The coding region runs from base 28 to 510 and encodes 160 amino acids. Gene Ontology annotation, molecular function: zinc ion binding. NCBI's taxonomy places the organism in Eukaryota, Metazoa, Chordata, Actinopteri, Labriformes, Labridae. The transcript is spliced from 8 exons.